AACUUUUUUCUUGUAGUUUUGGAAAGAAAGGCUAUUUCUCUGAAGGCGGCCCUAGCCGCCGUUCAGAUCGCUUGCUCUCCAAAAAGAUCAGCUCCCAUUUUGUUCUGGCGGCUGGGGAUGCCAGGGAAGCGCUGAGAGAUUUACAAGGUAUCCUUUCAAAAAGAACUCCCAGCGGAGAAGAGGCCGGGAAUGUCGUCCUCGCAGUUACAACCCAAAUGAUUAGAAAAGUGCAGAGUACGUUUUGCAAAGAUUACGUAAAAACGAAAUCUGGCCACGGAAACCUUUUCUCUGUGGCAUCGGCCACCAAACUAACUAGUCAAAGAAAUAUUCUGCUCUUUGCAACUUUCUCAGCCCGGAAACCCUCUCUGCUAACGUAGCAAAUGGAUAAUUUUUACGUGGAGAAUUGUAAUGUUUUUACAGAAAUUUUGAAUACAGAUGUGUGCCAUUUGGGAACCUCCCCCCACCUCCCUUCGUGUUUGUGCGAGAAAAAGGGAUCUGUGUGGUUAUGGAGCUGUUCCUACUGUACUGUGGUGGGAAACGGAGAUGCUUGAUUUUUUGUUUUGUUUUUAGUAGGGGAAACCGUAUAGAAAUCCACCCCCCCCCCAAAAAAAAUGUGUGGUGUAUUUCUUAGUGGUCUCCUGCUGGUUCUCAGAAAGUAAACCUAAAUCCAAACUCUUGAUUCUAGGCCUAGGUUUCCAAGCCGUUUUGAUUGGGGAUUUGGAAGUCAAAAGAUAAAAUUGUGAGUGAAUGUCUGUCUGGACAAUUUAUGGUAAUAAUGAGGCCUAAUGAGGUUGUUAGAAAGAUAAAAUGUUAUUUACCAAAAAACCUGAUGGGAUAAUUUGACUUGCUGUGUUUUACUACCGAUGAUAAAAAGAAUAUUGAUUGCAAAUAAAUCACGGCCUCUAAAUGCCUGCAAACACUUUGUGGUUGCUCAGGCCACAUCAAAGUCGAACUUACCAGAUAAAGUAAGUGAGGAGAGGCCUCCGAAGGCAGUCCCCUCUUCACAGCUGGCAGCUCCUGGCCCUCCCGUUAAUAUUUUACCGGUUAAGCCCUCCUUUUGUAUUUAAAAAAAAAACAAAUGGUGUUUUAGUUAUUGUUGUUGAUGAUGGCCGGGAUUAAAAUUUUAAAUUACCUGUCACCACUGCAACCUUUAAGUGUGGGGAGCCAUUAUAUGCAGAUUAAUUUGGGAGCUAAAAGGAGUGUGCUUUCAUUUUAAAUUGCUGGAGGAUUUGGACCCAAAGAAAACCCUGGAUGGUUUAUUUUGCUUGACCCCCUCAGGGUCGAAGGGAGGGGGCUUAGGUUCUUUACGUUUGGAGAUCUGUUUUAUCUGGGUAGUUAAAAGGUUUCCCCUUCUAGUUAGUGUGAGAUAAACUUGGAAAUUGGCUGCUGGAGUUGUGGGGGGGUAACUGAGGGUGGCCUGGGGAAAUUCUAUGGGACCAAGGCUCCCGCUGUGGCCUUCUGGAGAUGCACGGAUUCUGGAACUUUUCUUGAGUGACAAAACAAAACAAAACAAAACAAAACAAAACAAAACAAAAACACCUCUUCACGAUGGUUGGAAGUUGAGUUUCUAGAGGCGGCUCAUGAUUUGACCCCUCCCUCCCUCCCAGGGUGGUGUGCUGGGGGGUGGGGGGCUUCCUGUUCUUGACUGGACAAGAGCGGCUGCCCCCCGACUUUCCCAGUUCGGGGGACUCAUCACUCUCUCUCUCUCUUUCUCUCUCUCUCUCUCUCUCUCUCUCUCUCCCUCCCUCUCCCCCCCCCACACCCCUACUGGCCCUCUCCUCCCUCGGUGGGCUAUGUGGUUGCAGGGCUCACAGUAUGAACUCAAAGACAACCCGGGGGUGCACCCUGCCACCUUCACAGCCCACACGGCGCCGGCCUACUAUCCCUACGGCCAGUUCCAGUACGGGGACCCGGGGCGGCCCAAGAACGCCACGCGCGAGAGCACCAGCACGCUCAAGGCCUGGCUGAACGAGCAUCGCAAGAACCCGUACCCCACCAAGGGCGAGAAGAUCAUGCUGGCCAUCAUCACCAAGAUGACCCUCACGCAGGUGUCCACCUGGUUCGCCAACGCGCGCCGGCGCCUCAAGAAGGAGAACAAGGUGACGUGGGGCGCGCGCAGCAAGGACCAGGAGGACGGCGCCCUCUUCGGAAGCGACACCGAGGGCGACCCGGAGAAGGCCGAGGACGACGAAGAGAUCGACCUAGAGAGCAUUGACAUCGACAAAAUCGACGAGCACGAUGGCGACCAGAGCAACGAAGACGAAGAGGACAAGGCCGAGGCGCCGCGCCCGCCGGCGGCACCUACCGCCCUCGCCCGGGACCAGGGCUCGCCGCUGGCAGCCGCCGACGCGCUCAAGUCCCAGGACUCGCCCCUGGGCCUGGUCAAGGAGGUCCCGGAGCCCGGCAGCACUCGCCUGCUGAGUCCCGGCGCCGCGUCGGGUGGCCUGCAGGGCGCGCCUCACAGCAAGCCCAAGAUCUGGUCCCUGGCCGAAACGGCCACCAGCCCCGACGGCGCGCCCAAGGCCUCGCCGCCGCCACCCGCAGGCCAUCCCGGCGCGCACGGGCCCCCCGCGGGCGCGCCUCUGCAGCACCCCGCCUUCCUGCCCAGCCACGGACUGUACACCUGCCACAUCGGCAAGUUCUCCAACUGGACCAACGGCGCGUUCCUCACGCAGGGCUCCCUGCUCAACAUGCGCUCCUUCCUGGGCGUCGGCGCGCCCCACGCCGCGCCCCACGGCCCGCACCUGCCCGCGCCGCCGCCGCCGCCGCCGCCCGUCCCCGUUGCCGCGGGGGUACUCCACGGUGACAAGGCCUCCGCCCGAAGCAGCCCCGCGCUUCCAGAGAGAGACCUCGUCCCCAGGCCGGAGUCGCCGGCACAGCAGUUAAAAUCCCCCUUCCAGCCCGUGCGCGACAACUCGCUGGCCCCGCAGGAGGGAACGCCGCGGAUCCUAGCAGCCCUCCCGUCCGCCUGAUCCAGGGUCGUCUUUUACUUUUGCGGGGGGAGGGGGGAGGAGUUCGGGAGGGAGGGGAGGAGGGAGGAAUUAGGACAAAUAUUUCAGACCUGUGUAAAGGACAAAUAGGGCCACGACGUCACCGACUCCCAUCCAACGCUUCCUGCAGAAAGGGGCUCGUCCGCGUCCGAGCUCCAGUCCAGGCAGCCCGGCCUCUGCCCAGGGCCCUGGUGCCUGUCACCAGGCUCCGGUUGAUUAUCCGCUCGGUAAACGCCCCACGUGCUUGUGUCUUUUUUUUUUUUUUUUUCUUCUUCUUCUUUCUGUAUAUAGAGUGAUUUCAGAUUGUAAAUAGCGCGUCAGCGAACUUGUCUAAAUCAUAUAUUUUUGUCUAAUAAACUAAAUGAAAUGCUG
This is a messenger RNA of Herpailurus yagouaroundi (jaguarundi), 3362 nucleotides long. RefSeq names its product iroquois homeobox 1 (gene IRX1). The transcript has 3 exons. Gene Ontology annotation, cellular component: nucleus. Lineage: Eukaryota; Metazoa; Chordata; Mammalia; Carnivora; Felidae. The record is from RefSeq and is a predicted model, not a curated record. Gene Ontology annotation, biological process: neuron differentiation; cell development; regulation of transcription by RNA polymerase II. Gene Ontology annotation, molecular function: DNA-binding transcription factor activity, RNA polymerase II-specific; RNA polymerase II cis-regulatory region sequence-specific DNA binding. Bases 1794 to 2972 code for a protein of 392 amino acids.